Molecule: messenger RNA, 5294 nt
Organism: Oenanthe melanoleuca
Lineage: Eukaryota; Metazoa; Chordata; Aves; Passeriformes; Muscicapidae
Product: MLV-related proviral Env polyprotein-like
Exons: 2
Coding region: 3073-4815 (580 amino acids)
Source: RefSeq, a predicted model, not a curated record
AGACACACGGGCACAGCCCUCAGACACACGGGCACCGCUGGUCCCCCUUCUCCCGGCACCGGCUGCCGCGGGACCCCGAAAACCGAGCCCGACUGUCCCUCAGCUCGGGACUCUCCCUGCUCGGGCCCCACGUUACGGGCUGUGACGCUGCCCUGGCCGCAGAGCGCGGGGCGCUGUUGGGGGCACUCAGUGCACCGCUGCGGGGAGGGAGAGAAAAAAAAAAAGUCGCAGAGUUUGGGAAACGCGGAGCAGUGAUCCGUACCCAGCUCCGCGCGCGGGGGAGCGUGUGUAGCACCAAGGGACGCCCCCGGGCAGGAGCGUCCUUAUGGAGAAAGGUCCGAACCGCUGAAGUUUAACCUUGGGGCUGGGACGUUUCCCAGGCUGGCACACGCACCGUAAGCCGCCUGACUGGAGGGGAAGGGGUUGUGGUGGGACAAGCAAGAAGGAGUGUGUUUAAAGCAGGGGGAUCUGCCAGUGAGGGAGGUUGUGAUGCCAUCCCGAUGGAGGUAUCGAUGUCACCGAGGAGAGAGGGAGUGUGAUGAGGAAAAUUCCAUCUGGGUAGACUCAACAACAUGGCUUUGGAGUAUGAUAAGAUGGAGGAAUUAUCCUGAGCCCUGCCUUCCUCUGGAUAUUACUUAGAGAUACUGGUGUAUGCUGAGGAAUGAGCUGCAUCAUGACCUAGAUGACCAUGGACUUACCAGAUGGGCCACCCAGAGAAGUGCAAGUCGUUGCCACAUGUGCAGUUUGCUUUUCAUCCUCUUCUAUUAGCUGUGCCAUUAUUAUGUACAUUCUUAGAUACUGUAAAGGAGCUCUUUAUCUUACAUUCAGCUUAAUUUGACUUGUUUUAAGAGUGGUCUGGGAUUUGGGAAGAUACCAAGUCAUGCUGCUGACUCUCAUAACACAUACCCCAUUUUUUAACGCAUCCAACAAGCUACAAGGUUGACCUUCACUUAGACAGCAUGGAACAUGAUACUGCAAGAGGAUUGUAUAAAGAAGUGUGUAUAAAGUGUGUGUUCGGGUGGCUGGUGUUAGCACACAGUGGAAAGUGCCUGAAGGCCUAGGAGAGUAAUUUAGGAUUUAUGCAAACACCCUAACUGGCUCAGUUUGCCCUCUACUUGAGCAAGAAUAGAGAUGCCCAAAGAACAGGAGUGUUUCCAUAUCACUAAGCAACUGCCAGUGGCUAGUAGUAGAAAAGUUAAAAUUUAUUUAAUGAGUUAUGAGUCUGGAAAUCCCUCAGGACAGGGCGUUUAGUAGGGAGAAUGAAAUUGAAUAAACUACCAAAGAACAGACUCAGCCUAACAGCAUACCUUUAAUGAAUACAUAUUUUUUCAUUCCCUAGAAAAAUUAGACUGGGAUUAGAAAUGGGGAAUACUGUCUCUGUGAAAGACAACAGCCUUUGUGUUGUCUGAACUCUCUUUGUUUUGCAUUUCACAAUGAGGAAGUCACAUUAUCAGGAAACCUACUGCAGUAUAAGAAUACAAAGUGCCUGGUUUCUUUCUUCUCAAGUCAGAAAAGUCACAUGAUUUAGAAGUUGAAGUCUCAGCAAAAAAAACAGCCAAACAUUUUCUCCCUUGACUGUUUUUGAAAGUCCUGCUUUAAUUUGCUAAGAAAUAUGCUGAUACUAUGUUGCCUGAGUUAAUACAGUUCAUUGAAUUUAGCUUUCAAAUUCACAAGGCAGAAGGAAAAAAUAUUAAAUUAUUUUAAUAUUCAUUUCAUGAAGUGUUAAAAAAAGUUUCAUGAAACAAUAGGAAAUGCAGAUAAUUUAGUAAAAGAAGGAGGAAAAUUAAAAAUAGCUAAUUAAAAUACCUAUAUCUUGGACGCUGUAGUACAAUUAUUUAGUUAUGUAUUAUUAGGGGUAUUUUUCCAGAAUAAGUAAGUUUAGUAAGAAUGGUGAGAAUAUUUUACAAAAAGAUUUUCCAAAAGAAUUCAGUUUAUGAAUUAAUGAGACUGAUUUCGCUUGUGUUUUACACCUUCUUCCUUUGUCUCAGAUCUGUUUGACUUUGAGCAGUUUCAUGUCAUCUUGACAAAGCUGAGGCCAAUAAUGAAAUCUCUAAUUACCUGCACAAGGCUUGGAUUUUAUCCCUCAGUGCUCACAGCCUGUUGAUCUGCCCUUUUCUCCAAGGAAUGAGUAGUGGCAAUUCUCCUGAAAAGGAUCAACAUUUUUUUAAAUUAUGCAGAUAUGUGUGCUGGCAGAUGGUUAGCAAAUGUGUUCAAGGUAAAUCAACGUUGAACUAAUCUGUUACAAUGAAAUAUGCACUGAAGUCUGAAGUAGCUCACUUCUGUGCCAGCCAGUAGCUUCUUCCAUGCAGAACCUGCUGACUGUGAAUCCAUCUGCAUUUCCACCAGGAGGGUUGAACUUUGGUGUUUGAGAAAGUAAAAUGGUUUGAACUAUCUAAAAUGUACAUAAUUCCUAUUAUUCUUACUGUAUCUUCUCCCUAAAUAUUACUCAUAAGAGAAACAGAAGAAUUUGGGCAAAAUAGCAAGCAGCACUUUCUUCUUUAACAUGCAACAGGAACUUUUAUAAUCAGCUGUUAAUAAAAGUACAUGGAGCAUUAUGUAGUGGCUGAGGCAAGUUUCCCCACAUCCUGCCCAGAGAUGGAGGUCUUUUCUAGUCUGAAGAUACAGGAAAUAGCCAAAUCAGUUCCCCCAGUUCCUUUCACAGCAAUGUUUGGGUAGGCAGGAAAGUCCGAUCGGAAGAAUAUCGCGAUGUACGGGAAGAUAGGGCUCCACCCCCCUCCAGUUAUGUUAGCCAAUAGCAAGAUAGUGAUGGUGUAAGCGCACUGGGGUUAUAUAAGGCAGUGCAAAGAGGAAAUAAAGGCUUUUCACCAUCCACCAUAUUGGUGUCCGCGAGUGAUUAGCCCGAACGGCCUGUACGUUAGCCAUUGUGUCUUUCUUGGACCGGGUCACCUUGCCUUGUGGGAGAGGCAACAAGUGGUGCCGAAACCCGGGAAGCCGUCUCCCCUCGCCACGCAGGGAGGUGUGGCUGGGUGUUGGGAAACACGCCGGACGAGUGAAAGACGGCCAGAGCGGCGGGACUGACUUCAGCGGGGAGGACGCUCCCUUACUGACGAGAUGGAAGCCCUCGUCAAGGUCCGGAGCUGUGAUUUCCCUCGCCAACUUCGCGUUCCAGCACCAAAGAAUAACACUCCAGCAGCUCCUGAGAGGCGGACGCCGGUGAUCUCUCAGCAAUGUUCAUGCCUCUGUGUUUUUCUGUUCCUAAUCUUGUUUCCCGCAGGGCAAGCAAACUCGGACCACCAUCCCUAUCAACCAGACACAUGGAUGCUCCGCAAUCCUACUGAUGGUAGAGUAAUAGCACAAACCGUAUCAAAUAACCCCAGCUUUGUUGUUAACCUUAAUGACAUAUUUUACCCACAAGGCGUUGGUCAACAUGUUUAUUGGGGAACAUAUUGGUGCCCCAGUUCCAACCCCGGAAAAAGCUAUUGCACCUAUCCUGGUUAUUGGUUUUGUGGGUACUGGGGUUGUGAAACCAUAGUAACUAGUGACAGAUGGGCACCAAUUAAAGGAGAUGAAUUCCUAGAAGUAAAUUAUUGGCCACAAAAUUGUGAAGCACCCACCUUUGAUACAGAUGGAAUGGUGAAGAAGAGGGGAAGCUGUACUCACCUAAAAGUAACGGUCCUGCAGCCACAAGACAAAAAUUGGUCCUUAGGCAAAAUGUGGUCGGUAUUCCUUCACAAAUGGGGUACAGACUGGAGCACAGUCGUUCAAAUUAUUAGGGUGCUUCCUCAAUCCUAUGCUGCCAUUGGACCCAACAAAGCUUUAAUUCAAGUGCAAAACAAACAUAAAGGUGUAGUAAACCCUCAAGUAACAAGCAUUGCUAAUGCCACACUCAAGCCUGGCUCUUUAAGCUCGCUGUCCAUUAACUCGACAUAUCCCCAUAGUGCGCUCGAAGCAACCUCCUAUGAUUUAUUUCACCGUAUGUUAGAUGCUGUUUUUUUAUCACUAAACGCAUCAGAACCAAACCUUACUAACUCUUGCUGGCUUUGCUAUAAUGCCAGUCCUCCUUUUUAUGAAGGUGUGGCCCUUAAUGCCCCAUUCAAUUACUCCAAAGAUAGCAGCCCUAAGCAAUGUUUAUGGGAUACCCCUCGAAAAGGAAUCACCCUAGAACAAAUUUCCGGUCAAGGAGUCUGUGUAGGCAAUCAGCAAUUAAUGCAACAAAACAAACACGUCUGUAAAACUAUCGUUGCCAUAAACAAUACGUACUCCUGGGCUGUUCCUUCAGCUCCAGGGGUGUGGGCCUGCAAUACCACAGGUAUUACCCCGUGUAUUUCGAUCAAAGACUUUACUGAGGCUAACGACUUUUGUGUUCAAGUUGUUAUUAUCCCCAGAGUCCUGUACCACACAGACGAUGAGGUAAUUCGUUACCUCGGAGGAAGUCUUCAGCACCAAAAACAGGAACUGGUGACUAGCAUUAGCCUCGCAGUAAUCCUCAGCUUGGGAGCAGCAGGCACGGCAACAGGCGUCUCAGAUUUGGUGUCCCAAAAACAAGGCCUAACACAACUUCACACUACCAUCGACAAGGACCUACAUAGGAUUGAAAGUUCCAUCUCCUUUCUAGAAAAGUCCCUCUCCUCGCUUUCUGAAAUGGUAUUACAGAACAGACCCGGACUAGAUCUUUUAUUCAUGCAUCAAGGAGGUCUGUGUGCCGCCCUUAAUGAAGAGUUAUGUUGUUUUUAUGCCAACCAUUCAGGUGUAAUCAGAAAUUCAAUGGCAGAACUUCGGGAAAGGCUAGCACAACGCAAGACAGAACAACUUCAGCAAAGCUGGUUUGAAUCACUUUUUAACCACUCUCCUUGAGUUGCUACCAUUAUAUCUACCCUAAUGGGGCCAGUUAUAAUCAUUGUACUUGUGCUUAUAUUCGGCCCUUGUUUUCUUAACAAGCUAGCACAAUUUGUUAAAGCCUGCUUGAGCAGAAUUAAUAUUAUGCUUUUAGAACAAAAGCAGCUAGUUUAAUUAGUUUUAACAGUUUUGUUUAAAAUGUUGCCAUAUAUCGUAUUAUGUUACAUCUGCAGCUUUCAUACUUUUAUUAUUAACAUGCAUUUACAAGUUAAUACUUUGCAUGAAUUAAACGUUAUGUAGUUUUGUUUAACCAUGGAGGGGGGGGGAAAUACGGGUAGGCAGGAAAGUCCGAUCGGAAGAAUAUCGCGAUGUACGGGAAGAUAGGGCCCCACCCCCCUCCAGUUAUGUUAGCCAAUAGCAAGAUAGUGAUGGUGUAAGCGCACUGGGGUUAUAUAAGGCAGUGCAAAGAGGAAAUAAAGGCUUUUCACCAUCCACCA